Messenger RNA from Ricinus communis (castor bean), 1777 nucleotides. RefSeq lists its product as uncharacterized. The record is from RefSeq and is a predicted model, not a curated record. NCBI's taxonomy places the organism in Eukaryota, Viridiplantae, Streptophyta, Magnoliopsida, Malpighiales, Euphorbiaceae. The transcript is spliced from 3 exons. Bases 368 to 1531 code for a protein of 387 amino acids.
UGCUAUUAUUGACUCUAUUUCAAUGAAAUUUGAGUUGACAUUACCUAAUUAGAAAAGAAGGCUGCACAGAGGUCCUAGUCCAAUUACAUUGCCCAUUUGGCAUGAUUAAUAUCAAACCAGAAAUUGAAAAGUGAAAACAAGUUCAAAUGUUACAUCACAACAUUAGCUAAUCAGAAGAAAAAUUUAAAAGUUACCAUCAGAAGAAGCUGAUCCAUGGACAAUUUUUCAAGCAAAGAAGAGAGCACAUAUACAGCCAAUAAGUGGGAAGAUGUGGUCAUGAUCACAACAAAACUUGUGUCCUCUUCCUCUGCAAUUGUCACUCCAAAGUAUUUGCUGGCUCAAGAUUAAUCUUAGGAGAGGUUGAAUCAUGGGGUUUGAAGAAGGGAACUCAGUAGAAGUCUUCAAAAGAGUACACGAGCCAUGUGGCUCCUGGUUUCCAGGCUAUCUAAUUUCGGUGGAUGGUGACUGUUAUAUAGUUAGGUAUUACUUACUUGCAGACCCUGAAGGAGAGCCUGUGAUAGAGAAGGUGCACAAGGAGGAUGUUAGGCCUCAGCCUCCUAGUAAAAGGAAGAAAAGAUGGAUGGUCGGUGAUGUAGCGGAGGUGUUUGAUAUUCAACGUUGGAGGUUUGGAAAAAUUGUCAAGGUGUUGAAGAACAAUGACCUUUUUGUCAUAAGAUUGUUUGGUUCCAUUCAACUCAAAGAAUUUCAUGAGUCCAAGCUGAGGAUUCAUCAAACUUGGAAUAAGAAUAAGUGGUCAGUGAUGGAGAAGGUCUCACUGCAGGUUGCUCAAAAUAAAGAACCUACAAAAGAGUCAACAGAAAACGAGUCAAAACUUUCUGGUAGCUUGUCUAACAGUUCUCCGGCAGAAGUGAUAGGCGAAGGUUCACGCUUGAGAAAGAGAGACAGAAAGACACAUCCUAAGGAUAAACAAAAGUGUCUCCCUGCAAGAAUGAUAAGCAGAAGCAAUACUUAUUAUUGUCUUGAAAGAGCUUGCAAGGACUUGAGAAAAUGUCACAGGCCUCUCACAAGAAAACUUCCUCUGUUUAGGCAGGUAGAUGACAUUUCUUCUCAAAAAGCUAGAGCAGAUGAGAAAUUCAAGGAGGGAAUUAUUGAGAUGGAUGCUUAUACAGCAAAAAGAGCAACUGACUGGCUAUGUAAUUCUCCCAAGUCACUUUCAACUGAAGAAAGCGACCAAUGCUCUGUUGCUAGCUGUAGUUCGAACAAUUUCUGUGACUUUCCUAGUCAUAAUUGCUGCAAAGCAUUGGAGGCCAUAUCAGAUAACUCAGAUGCCGAAUCAUCAUCGUUUCCUUGCUCUUCUGUCAACAUAAGUUCAACUCCAUAUUUUGAACAGAAGCUAGAGGCCAACAUUCAUGAACUAGAGUUUCAAGCUUACAAGUCAACAGUGCGGGCAUUGUAUGCUUCUGGUCCUUUAAGUUGGGAGCAAGAAUCACUUCUAACAAAUCUUCGCCUAUCCCUUCACAUUUCUGAUGAGGAACAUCUACUCCAGCUGAAGCACCUGUUGUCUACUUAAAAUAGUUCUGUAAUUGCCUCUUUUGCUUUCAAAUGUACAUACGUGUAAAUUCUGUGAAGGACUUAGGUCACUGUCCUUGAAGUAGAUAUCCUUCCCCCUUAGAGGUUGAUCACGUACAAACCAUUUACUACUUGAAUUACCCUCGCCCAUGUACUCUUUUUUUUUUUUUUUUAACUCUAAUCCAUGUCCCAUAAUCACCCUCAUGGAGGGUUUCACCGAUCUAUAAAACCCCUUUGACAAAAACAA